This is a messenger RNA of Fundulus heteroclitus (mummichog), 2170 nucleotides long. RefSeq names its product homeobox protein unc-4 homolog. The transcript has 3 exons. Gene Ontology annotation, molecular function: sequence-specific double-stranded DNA binding; DNA-binding transcription factor activity, RNA polymerase II-specific. The record is from RefSeq and is a predicted model, not a curated record. NCBI's taxonomy places the organism in Eukaryota, Metazoa, Chordata, Actinopteri, Cyprinodontiformes, Fundulidae. Gene Ontology annotation, biological process: regulation of DNA-templated transcription. Bases 258 to 1799 code for a protein of 513 amino acids.
CGCACAGAAAGAGCAGGGUUACCGUCUGGGCUGGACCGUCAAAGAUACAGCCUCCUCAGCAACAUUGCGCACCGCUCGGGGGCCGGGGCUCCGCGUGUCUGGCUCCGCUCCCUCGCCUCCUUCUCCUUCUUCUUCUCCUUCUUCAUCCUCUGCCUCCUCCUGACUUGGUUUUUUCCCCCCAUUUAUUCUGACUGCAUGUUCAGCCACACCGCCUCCCUCUGCAAAUUCACUUCGGCUCCGCCGCAGCUCCGCCGAGCAUGGACAGCCGGGUUCUCGAGCAUCCUCACGCCCAGUUCGGCGGCUCCCUGGGCGGGCUGGUGGGCUUCCCCUACCCGCUCGGUUCCCACCACCACCACAGCCACCACCACCACCAGCACGUCUACGAGCUGGCGAGCGGACACCAGCUGCAGUCCGCGGCCGCCGUGCCCUUCUCUAUAGACGGAUUAUUAAACGGCUCCUGCUCGGCCUCCGUGGUCACCUCCAGCCCUUUGCUUUCCUCUGACAGCCAGCAGUUCAAACUAUCAGAUUCUGGAGACCCGGAUAAGGACAGUCCAGGUUGCAAAAGAAGGAGAACCAGGACGAAUUUCACCGGCUGGCAGCUGGAGGAGCUGGAGAAGGCUUUCAACGAGAGUCACUAUCCGGACGUGUUCAUGCGGGAGGCGCUGGCGCUCAGGCUUGACCUCGUCGAGUCCAGGGUUCAGGUGUGGUUUCAAAACAGACGAGCUAAAUGGAGGAAAAAGGAGAACACAAAGAAGGGCCCCGGGCGGCCCGCUCACAACUCCCACCCGACCACCUGCAGCGGCGAGCCCAUGGACCCCGAGGAGAUCGCGCGGAGGGAGCGCGAGCGGGCCGAGAAGAAGAAACGGAAACAGGAGAGGAAGCUGCUGAAGUCGCAGAACAAGCUCCUGACAGGCGAGAGCUUCCACACGCCCGGGGGCUCCGAGAGCGACAGCGGCGUGUCGCAGUUCACCGACAGCGAGCAGCAGCCGCCCUCGAACCUCAGCGGGAGCGUGAGCGUGGAGCUACCGGCGUCGAGGGGCCACCAAACCGAAUCCAGCUGCGACCAAACGCGACACGACUUCGGCCCGCUGCAAAACCAGCCAAACCAAAGAAGCGCCGGGGAGCCGGAACAGGUUUCCCCGGGCAGCACGCGCAGCUCCAGCCCUGGAGGCCCGAGGUCGUCCGCCGUGCAGAAACGAAACCCUUUCAGCGUGGAGAGCCUCCUUUCUGACACCAUGCCACGGCGGAAAUCCCAACUGGACUAUCCCUCUCUGCCCAACCAGAGGACACUGGUGGGUAAGGGCCACUUCCUGCUUUACCCCAUCACCCAUCAGCCUUUGGGCUUUUUAGUGCCCCAAACCGCCCUUAAGGCCGCUCCGUGUCAGGAGAACUCUGACAGAAUCACCCUGGGACAAAGGUGCACGCCAAGCGAAGGGAGCCCGGCUCCCUCUGACCUCUCCGCCUUUGGCAGCGCCGGCCCCCAUUUGAACUCGGACCAUACGGAGCAUACGCACCACAAUCACAUUAGCAGCAGAGCGGAGGCGGGUGAUACGAGGGACUGUGUCGGCGACUGCAAAAAGGCAGCCUUCCCGGGUUCUCCCGCGUCCGACAGCGCGGAUCGGACGGUUCUGGUCAGCGAGGACGGGGGGGCUAAAGCCCAAACAGAGGCCGAGGCCGCCCAGCACUGUUCAAAAGAAAGGGGGGCAAGAGAGGAGCGAGGGUCUCCAGACCUCUCCGAGGCAAACACAGACUGUGGAGAAACACCAGGAGCAGAUGGAGAGGAUGUCGAUAUGGACUAACACUUUCAAGGAGCAAAUACAAACAAAGGACCACGGACAGCGCUCCGACUAGUUCAAACAUUCCCAAAGCUCUGCCGAGACACUCUGAAACAUAUCAGGAAUCAGGAGACUUGAUCUUGUCUAUUUUUUAAUCAGAAGGUGUGAUGAGCCCAGCCUUCGAGCCCCCGUUUUAGAAGCAGGUUUUUUUUUUUUUCGCUCUUCUUUUUUUUCCAUCUUCCCUUUUUGUUUUUGUUUUUUGUUCACAGCUUGUACGAAAAAACUAGGCUUCAAUAAAACAUACACAACAAAAAUCCUCAGAUAUUGUAAAAAGACGAGAAAAUGAUAUUUAUAUGUAAACAUUUUGAUAAAUAAAAGUUAUCGUUUUAAUUGAA